Molecule: messenger RNA, 4944 nt
Organism: Fukomys damarensis (Damara mole-rat)
Lineage: Eukaryota; Metazoa; Chordata; Mammalia; Rodentia; Bathyergidae
Gene: Ntpcr
Product: nucleoside-triphosphatase, cancer-related
Exons: 5
Coding region: 92-580 (162 amino acids)
Molecular function (GO): ATP hydrolysis activity
Source: RefSeq, a predicted model, not a curated record
GGUGAUAGGCGGGGACCUGCAUUUAGGGGGCGGAGCCGAGUGCGACAAGAACCUUGACCCGGUGGCGGCCAGGACCGCAAACCUCCUGCGCAUGGCGCGACACGUGUUCCUCACCGGGCCGCCAGGGGUUGGAAAAACCACCUUGAUCCGGAAAGCCAGUGAGCUUCUACAGUCCUCUGGGGUGCCUGUGGAUGGAUUUUACACAGAAGAAGUCAGGCAGGGAGGGAGGAGGACAGGAUUUGAUGUGGUUACCUUAUCCGGUGCCCGGGGACCACUGUCCAGAGUCGGGUCUGAGCCCCAGCCCGGGAAGCGUGACUACCGAGUCGGGCAGUAUGUGGUUGAUCUGACUUCUUUUGAGCAGUUGGCACUUCCUGUCCUGAAGAAUGUUCCAGCGGCGGCCCAGGGCAGAGAGUGUGUGUCAUCGACGAGAUCGGGAAGAUGGAGCUCUUCAGCCAGCCCUUCAUCCUCGCUGUCCGCCAGACACUGUCCUCGCCAGGCACUGUGGUCCUUGGAACAAUCCCAGUCCCCAAAGGGAAACCCCUGGCCCUCGUGGAGGAGAUCAGGAGCAGGCCCGACGUGAAGGUGUUCAGUAAGACAAAGCUACAGAUUUAAGAGGGUGCACGACUCCCAGCAGGAUAAACCCUCAGGAACCUGUGUGAAGACACGACAUAGGUGACCUCAUGAAAAUGGAAGGCAGCGUUUGCAAAGCCACAGCAACCGGCGACCGGUUCAUCGCCCCCAGGGGCGUUCAUCCAGUGUGUUGGAAGGACUCCGCGCCCAGUGGAACGACCCUCGGGAGUGAAGAUGAGACGAAGAGCUCGGGUGCCGUUAGGCCUCCCUUAGGGAUGGCUACGGGAAGCUCUCCCAUCAGAAGGCGCGAGAGAGGGCUCUGGGCACUGGGAGGGGAGGGGCCGUGCAGAGAGGAAAGCUGUGCGUGCGCGCUGUACUUCUUGAACAUUUAAAAUUAGGUUUAACAGUUGAGGCAGAAACGGUAGUGUUAUGUGAUGUGUUAAGAUAGAUGAACAGAAAGAAGGAAGGCUCCUCAGAAGGAAGUGAGGAUCCCCUGGAGAGUCGCUGCUCUUUCUGUUCCCUAGCAAAGCACCACUGAGUCUCUCUAGACAGUUUCACCUGUCAGGAAGCCCCAGAGAGCCCUGUGCGCCACACUCCUCUGCCCAUGGGGGGUGGGGAGGGAACCAGGCACGGGGCAGGUGCUGGCAAGUUGACCUGCGGGGAGGAGACCAAGGCCAGCCGGUUGUCACCCGGAGAGGCCCCUCAGAGAAUGCACACUGAACGCAGGCCCGAAGGCGCAGAGGGAGCAGCCAGGGCACAUGCUGGGGAGGUGACCUACUGUCUUUUGCAGAUUGGGUUCCACAACUCUGAGUGAACUUGCCCAUCGUGUCCCUUCAGAUUUGACUUCUCCCCGAGAGAAGGCACUGAUUUAUAUCCUGCUGCCUCCUCGUCAAGGCCAUAACAUCAGCAGGGUUUUGAACAGCUCUAGGUCUUUUUGAAGCUGGUGGCCUUGUGACGGAUUCAGCCAGUGCUGGGAUGUGGUACGUGUGUUUCUGGCGGCAGUGUGCGGGUGCCAUCUGUUCUUCCAGGCUGCUGGCAGGCUUCUUUCCUGCCUCCUAUCGAGGUUCACAUGAACUGGUGCAGUGCAGUUGUGUGUGCAGCUCAGCUGCGCUCUCCUUUCCUCUCCCUCCUUCCCUCCUCCUCCUCGUUGGUCAUAUCGCAAGUGUGUUUCCCCACCCUGGCUAGCCCAGGUGCUCUACUGCUCUGCAGGGCACAGGUAUGGUGCCAGGUCCUUCCUGUAUUCUGACUCCCAAGUCUUCCAGACCAACACUUGGAAAUGCCUGCUGUGUUUGGGUAAUGACCGUGACCUUUCUAAAGGAGAGAUUGCUCUCACAGAAGUUUGCUCAUAGUUUUAUGUCAUGUCCUCUGGGGCUUAUUGCUCUCCAAAUGUCACCACUGGUAUUUGAUUGAGACUAUGAAAAAAGUUUAUUAUUAUAUUAAUAAUAUAGAGGCAAAUGACAAAGACUUUUGUGGAUCGAUAUUAUAGUUUUCUAAUUAAUAGCAUGAAAACAAUUUUUAUUCCUUUUGGUUACUUCUUACAAAAGUAAAAUACGUGAGUGUGGUCUUCUGAGUGCCAUUUAGAAAGCCAGUUUCUUUUGAUUUCUGGGGUAACACUUCCUGUACUGGAAGCUGGAGAUGCUCUGUGUGGAGCCGUGAGAGAGCCCUGGGGCUGAGGAACAUCUCGGUGGAGCUCCAGGUGGCUCAGUCUUUGAGCACUCCGGGCUGGCUCUGGGCUCAGAGAUGCAGGUGCAUUAGCCUCAGGAGAUAGGCAGUAGCACCUCCAUUUUAUACACGAGACAGUGGAAGUGCAGAGAGGCUGGGAAAUCCGUUCAAGGUCCCUUAAUUAGUUGGGGAAGAGCUGGGAUCCAGACUGUCACGCAGCCAACUCCAAAGUGAGCACCAAUGUGAUCUGCUUUACUGCUGCCUUCACUGGCAGGGUGAUUCUGGUACAUGGCCAUAGCUUAGUUGCUUAGAACUUAUUUCAUUUUUCUACUUCAUAAAAAUAUUAUAUAAUCAGAAUCUAUUACGAGAAUAUGAAUUCAGAGCCGUUUCAACUUGCUUUUUCCAUAAAGUGAUUUUGAUUCUCCAGUUUUCCCUUUUGGAUUGCAAGGCCAUCAGAAGAGUAGGAAGUAGUCCCAACUCCUCUCUGGUUCAGAAGUUUUCAGACAUAUCUUUCUGCUAUGUAUUUUCUUUUUUUACCCACCUCAAGCAGGACCUAAACUCUUUCCAUUUUGCCAAAAGUAUAAUACUGGCCCUGUGCUCCUUUCUUCUGCAGUUUCGGAGCUGGGGUUGUCUGCAACAUCUAGAUCUGAAGUCAUCAGAGUUUCUUUUGUGGAAAUCAAGCACGUGGACAUAAAAGAGGUCCAGCCAAAAUGAUAUGGAAAAAGAAUGGAUGCUAGAGCCUGCCAUUCUCAAUUUAAAAUUUUACUAUAAAAUAUAGAUUGAGACAGGGUAGAUUUGGCAUAAGGGUAGAUGUUUAGACCAUUGGAAUACAGUGGGAGUGGGCGUCCAGAAGUGGAGCCUCAGAUUUGUGAUCAGUGGAUUGGAUUUUCUACAAGGAGGCCUACAUAAUUGAAUAGGGAAAAAAAUUAGUUUUCAGCAUGUAGUAUUGAUGCUACUGCAUAUCUGUACACAAAAGUAUGAAGUUGGGCCCUUCAUACCAUGCAUAAAAAUUAACUCAAAGUGGAUUAUAGAUCUAAAUAUACAAGCCACAGCUGUAAAACUCUCAGCAGAAAAUACAGGAGUCUUUGUGAGCAGCAGUAGGCAAAGCUUUAUUUAAUCCAAUACUCAACACAAAAGUAACCAAAAAAAAUAGAAAUGUUAGAUUCUUUUAAAAAUUAAAACUUGUGUGCUUCAAAGGAUCCUAGGAAGUAAGUUGUUGUGAUUUACAUCUAGAAGUCCCCCAAGAGCCACAUGUGCUCCUAGGUGGUGCUUUUGAAAGUGACUGGAUUAUGGGGCAUUGCAGCUGACUUGCUGUUAGGAGGGGGUUGUGGUCAAAAGAGGUGGUCAGGUUACAGCGGGAGAGAGGUGGGGGGACCCAGAAAGGUAGAUCUCCCUUCCCGGCUUCUCUGUUGACUCUGCUCUCCAGCCACCAUGCCAUGAGCCGCUUUUCCCCUGUUGUGCCCCUGUGCCGUUCCAUCCUGCCUUGUAGUCCAUUGAUUGACGAUGGACUGAAACAUGAGCCAAAUUAAACCUCUCUUUGUAUGCUGUCUCAUUUGAGAAAAUGACUAAGGCAGGUGGAAAAGAGCUCGCGGAAGGAAAGUAUUUGCAGAUCGUACAUCGGAGAGGGCCUUGUGUCCUAGCAUAUGUAAAGAACUCAAAAAACUCAACAGUAAAAUAAAAAAAGUAAACAACAGGCCUGGGGUCUGCAUAGACAUUGCUCCCAAGAAGACACACAAGUGUUGGGAGAGCACAUGAAGGCGUGCGCGGCACAUCACAGUGAGACACUUCACACCCACUGAGGUGGCUGUAAAAAGUACAUGGCAGAAGUGGAAAAUGAUGGGUGUUGGCGAGGAUGUGGAGAAACAGGAUCAAUCAUCACACGCCAUUGGUGGGAACGCGAGCAAUGUAGUCCCUGGAAAACAGCCCAGCAGUUCCUCAAAAAGGUAAUGGGAGUUGCCAUAAAGCAGUUCCACUCCUAGGUAUUUAGCCCACAGCACUGAAAAACACGUCCACAGAGAAACUUGGAUGUGUGUUCGUAAGGGCAUUAUGGAAUACUCCAGAUGUCCACCAGUGGGGAAAUGGGUAGGUAAAAUAAGAUAUAUCCAUCACCACAAGGAAAAGCGGGAAUAACUUGUCAUUACCUUCAUGUGUUUUUGUACGGGCAUUAAUUACAGAGGACACACCGUGGGUCGGGAGGCAAUUCCGGUCUGCACCAUGCGGCUGUCACUUCGCCCGCCUCAGCUUCCCUGUUGCUUUUAAAGGAGUAGUUGGCCUAGCAAGGACCUUGCAGCACUGAGAUUGUCGGUGGGGAGUGGGGAGCGGACUGCCCCAGCCUUUUGGAGCCUCACUGGACGCUGAGCAGCUCACUGUCGCCCGCUGCUCCCUUGGGUCCACAGCCCGUGGUCCUCCUUGCUUCUCUCCGUGUUUCCUUCUUCUCAUUUGAGCUGCAGGGUUGCAGGUCCCUCCUGCCUCUCCAUCUCUGUCCACACCUCACAGCUCAGACUCUCCCCAGGCUGGCCACCAUCAGCACUCAGAGCCACUGUCUGUGGCCGAGCUGUCCCUGCAGAAGCUGACGGUGGGACUUGGUUCUGUGCUGUCUUAGAGAAGCCUGAAGAUCUGGGCUUCCACUGCCUCUCCCAGCCUUCCAGGCUCUUCUUUUAGAUUUCUUGUGCCAGGUGGAAGGAAUUCUGAAGCCAGCUCUCUUGCUUCUUC